Molecule: messenger RNA, 667 nt
Organism: Polypterus senegalus (gray bichir)
Lineage: Eukaryota; Metazoa; Chordata; Cladistia; Polypteriformes; Polypteridae
Product: guanylyl cyclase-activating protein 1-like
Exons: 5
Coding region: 71-589 (172 amino acids)
Biological process (GO): positive regulation of guanylate cyclase activity; visual perception
Cellular component (GO): photoreceptor inner segment; cone photoreceptor outer segment
Molecular function (GO): calcium sensitive guanylate cyclase activator activity; calcium ion binding
Source: RefSeq, a predicted model, not a curated record
CACAGUAACCAAAUGGGGAUUUGAACCUAGAUCUUAAGAGCUAUGAGGCAACAGUGCUACCCAUCAUGCCAUGCACAAGAGAGCUAUAAUUGGAAAGCCAGAGCGGAAAAAAAACAGAAAUUCCUCUAUUUAUUUGCAAAUCAUGACAUAUGGUGGAUGUGGAUUGGCUGCCGAAAGCUUUGACGUGGUUCAAAUAUCCCAGGAUGGCUACAUUGAUUUCAUGGAGUAUGUGGCAGCACUCAGCCUGGUCCUGAAGGGGAAAGUAGAGCAGAAGCUACGAUGGUAUUUCAAGUUGUAUGAUAUUGAUGGCAAUGGCUGUAUUGACCGGGGUGAGCUGCUAAACAUCAUCAAGGCAAUUCGGGCCAUAAAUGGUUGCAACCAUGAAAUGACAGCAGAGCAGUUUACAAACAUGGUGUUUGACAAAAUUGAUAUUAACGGAGACGGUGAGUUGUCUCUUGAGGAAUUCAUGGAUGGCAUCCAGAAAGAUGAAGAACUCCUUGACAUUCUAACACAAAGCCUGGAUCUGACACACAUUGUCACUAUGAUUCAAACUGAGAGUUCAAAAGAUGACAAAAAACUUGAGUCCUGAAUGGAUUCCAUAUUGUUCAUAUAUAUAUAUAUAUAUAUAUAUAUAUAUAUAUAUAUAUAUAAACUCAUAUUAAUUCAG